Leptonychotes weddellii (Weddell seal) is the source of this 2025-nucleotide messenger RNA. The record is from RefSeq and is a predicted model, not a curated record. NCBI's taxonomy places the organism in Eukaryota, Metazoa, Chordata, Mammalia, Carnivora, Phocidae.
AUGAUCGUGCUGCUACUCCUGGGUGUCGUGGAUAAGGCUCUGGAAUAUCUGGAGGACAGCCAGAUCUUGACCUACGAGUACGGGAUCCCGACCUCUCCCCAGAAAACAGGCCAGCAGUGGGGCUUGCCCAAUGCCUGGGCCCCCCUGCAGGACCUGGUCAUCAAAGCUCGGGACCCAGACAGCUUUCCUGGAGCCCCCUGCCUCACGGCUACCCUUCUGCUCAGCCUCCUGCUCAGCCUCCUGCCACAGUAUGGGCCUCCCUGCCCCGUCUGCCUCAUUAAACUUCUGCAGGUGCCAGGCCCAAGUCCGCAGCCACACGUGUCAGAAGCAGGGAGGACUCCUAGCCAGAUUUACUGCCACGGGGAGCUCCUGCACCAAAUGCAGAUGGCCAAGCUCUACCGGGAUGACAAGCAGUUUGUGGACAUGCCACUGUCCUUGGCUCCAGGUGAGGUUCUGCAGCACUUUGGUGAGCUGGCCGCCUCCCACAACCCAAAUCCUCCGCAGCAGCUGCAGGCUUUCGUCCAAGAGCACUACCAGGCCAUGGGGCAGGAGCUGCAGUCCUGGACUCCUGAGGACUGGAAGGACAGUCCCCGGUUCCUGCAGAAGAUCUCAGACCCCAAGCUGCGAGCCUGGGCAGGGCAGCUCCACCAGCUCUGGAAGAAACUGGGAAAGAAGGUGAGGCCAGAGGUCCUCAGCCAGCCGGAGCAGUUCUCUCUCAUCUACUCGGCACACCCCUUCAGCGUGCCUGGCGGGCGCCUGGUGGAGUUCUACUGCUGGGACUCCUACUGGGUGAUGGAGGGGCUGCUCCUCUCUGAGAUGCCCGGGAUGGUGAAGGGCAUGCUGCACAACUUCCUGGACCUGGUGCAGAUCUACGGACACGUCCCCAACAGGGCCCGCGUGUAUUACCUGCAGCCGAGCCAGCCCCCCCUCCUGACUCUCACGAUGGACCGCUACGUGACCCACACCGACACCGCCUUCCUCCGGGACAACAUCGGGAGCCUAGCCUUGGAAUUGGACUUCUGGGUGGAGAACAGGACCAUCUCUGUGAGCUCGGGGAGGGGGGGUGAGAGCUACGUCCUGAAUCACUAUGCUGUCCCUUAUGGGGGACCCAGGCCAGAGUCUUACAGCAAAGAUACUGAGCUGGCAGACACGUUGCCAGAAGGGGACCAGGAGGCUCUGUGGGCUGAGCUCAAGGCUGGGGCUGAGUCUGGAUGGGACUUCUCUUCAUGGUGGCUUGUCGGAGGCCCAGACCCUACAUCGCUCAGCAGCAUCCGCACCAGCAAAUUCGUGCCUGUUGACCUCAAUGCCUUCCUGUGCCAGGCAGAGGAGCUGAUGAGCAACUUCUACUCCAGACUGGGGAACGACAUCCAAGCCACAAAGUACAGAAAUCUGUCGCAACAGCGUUUGGCUGCCAUGAGAGCCAUCCUGUGGGAUGAAGAGAAAGGGGCCUGGUUUGACUAUGACCUUGAGAACGGAAAGAAGAACCUAGAGUUUUACCCAUCCAACCUCACUCCUCCGGUCUGUUUCUCUGACCCAGACGCUGUGGACAAGGCCCUAAAGUAUUUGGAGGACAGCCAGAUCUUGACCUACGAGUACGGGAUCCCGACCUCUCCCCAGAAAACAGGCCAGCAGUGGGGCUUGCCCAAUGCCUGGGCCCCCCUGCAGGACCUGGUCAUCAAAGGUCUGGCCAAGUCUCCUUCACCUCGGGCCCAGGAAGUGGCUUUCCAGCUGGCUCAGAAUUGGAUCCGAACCAACUUUGAGGUCUACUCCCAAAAGUCAGCCAUGUUUGAGGACAUCAGCAGCGGUGGUCAGCCAGGUGGUGGAGGGGAGUAUGAAGUUCAGGAGGGCCUUAGCUGGACCAGUGGAGUGGUCCUGAUGCUCCUGGACCGCUAUGGUGACCGGCUGAGCUCGGGACCCAGACAGCUUUCCUGGAGCCCCUGCCUCACGGCUACCCUUCUGCUCAGCCUCCUGCUCAGCCUCCUGCCACAUCUCUGGAUGUCCGAGCUUCGUCCCUUCUGGCUCUAA